Messenger RNA from Sarcophilus harrisii (Tasmanian devil), 4553 nucleotides. It is a transcript of the gene EEFSEC, whose product is annotated as eukaryotic elongation factor, selenocysteine-tRNA specific. Bases 92 to 1876 code for a protein of 594 amino acids. The transcript is spliced from 7 exons. The record is from RefSeq and is a predicted model, not a curated record. Gene Ontology annotation, molecular function: translation elongation factor activity; GTPase activity; GTP binding. NCBI's taxonomy places the organism in Eukaryota, Metazoa, Chordata, Mammalia, Dasyuromorphia, Dasyuridae. Gene Ontology annotation, biological process: selenocysteine incorporation.
GGCGGGGGCGGAACGGACGUGCCCGGGCCGCGCCGCCGCGGGGCCGCUUUCCGGGUGGGACCCGCGGUCUCCCGGGCAGCGGGGCAGCGCCAUGGCCGCCCAGCGGGUGAACGUGAACGUGGGCGUCCUGGGCCACAUCGACAGCGGCAAGACGGCGCUGGCGCGGGCGCUGAGCACCACGGCCUCCACGGCCGCCUUCGACAAGCAGCCGCAGAGCCGCGAGCGCGGCAUCACGCUGGACCUGGGCUUCUCGUGCUUCUCGGUGCCGCUGCCGGCGCGCCUGCGCCCGGGGCCCGGCCCCGACCCCGCGCCCGGCCCCGCGCCCGCGCCCGGCCCCGAGCCCGCGCCCGCGCGGCUGCAGUUCACGCUGGUGGACUGCCCCGGGCACGCCUCCCUCAUCCGCACCAUCAUCGGCGGAGCCCAGAUCAUUGAUUUGAUGAUGCUAGUUAUCGACGUGACCAAAGGAAUGCAGACUCAGUCAGCAGAAUGCUUGGUGAUUGGGCAAAUUGCUUGUCAGAAGCUGAUUGUAGUACUGAACAAGAUAGACCUCCUAGCCGAGGAGAAGAGACAAGCGGCUAUUGACAAGAUGACCAAGAAAAUGCAGAAGACAUUAGAGAACACAAAGUUCCGGGGCUCACCGAUUAUUCCUGUUGCAGCCAAGCCUGGUGGACCGGAGGCCCCAGAAACUGAAACUCCUCAGGGCAUUUCAGAAUUAAUUGAGCUUCUGAUGUCACAGGCUUCCAUCCCUACCAGAGACCCUUCGGGCCCCUUCCUCAUGGCUGUGGAUCACUGUUUCUCCAUCAAAGGUCAAGGCACGGUGAUGACAGGGACGAUCCUUUCGGGCUCAGUCAGCCUUGGAGACAACGUGGAGAUUCCUGCCCUAAAGGUAGUGAAGAAAGUGAAGUCCAUGCAGAUGUUCCACACUCCAGUCACCUCUGCCAUGCAAGGAGACAGAUUGGGCAUCUGUGUGACCCAGUUUGACCCCAAGUUGCUAGAACGAGGGCUAGUGUGCACACCAGAUUCUCUCCAUACCAUCCAUGCUGCGAUUGUUUCUGUUAAGAAGAUUCCUUAUUUUCGAGGUGCUCUUCAGACAAAGGCAAAGUUUCAUAUAACUGUUGGUCACGAGACAGUGAUGGGAAGGGUGAUGUUUUUCAGCCUGGCUCCUGAUCAGUUUGAUUGUGAGCCCCUGGAGGAGACCUUUGACUUUGAAAAGGAAUAUCUCUAUCAAGAGCAAUAUUUGUCCAAGGAUUCCCCCCCUGCAGAGGAGGACAAGAAGAGUGACCAACCUGUAGAGAAAUGGCCAAAGCAACAGUGGGCUCUCCUAGAAUUCGAGAAGCCUGUUACCUGCCCAAAAUUAUGCCUUGUGAUUGGCUCCAAACUCGAUACUGACAUACAUGCCAAUACUUGCCGACUGGCUUUCCAUGGAAUGAUGCUUCAAGGUCUGGAAGAUAGGAACUAUACUGAGACUUUCCUGCCAAAGUUGAAGGUGUAUAAACUGAAACACAAGGAGGGAUAUGUGGAGAGGGUGAUUGACGAUUACAAUGUGAUUGGUCGGUCUUUGUUUAAGAAAGAGACCAACAUCCAGAUCUUUGUGGGGCUAAAAGUCCACCUCUCAUCAGGGGAAAGCGGAGUCAUCGAAAGUGGCUUUGGCCAAAGUGGAAAGUUCAAGAUCCGUAUUCCCGCUGGACUUUACCCGGACACCAAGAAGCUUCUCACCACUGCUGCCACCAAGAAGAGGGCUAAGGGGGGAAAAGGAGAAGCUGCCAAGGAGGACGAAGGGGCUGGCAAAGCAGACCCUGCCCAGCACAUCACCAUCAGCCUCUACUUCAAGAGAUAUGUGUUUGAUGCGCAGAAGAGAAUGGUUCAGUCUCCUUGAAGUCCAACCUGCCCGCUGGACUGGACCCUCCAACUAAAGAAUCUCAGGUUACAGGGCAUUGGAGCUCUCUCUUGGAUGUCCCAACUAGGCCACUUCUAGGGUCCCCUCCCACUCAACUGUGAUUCUCCACAGUUCUGAAUUGCUUCCUCCUCCAGAUACACCCCCUCCCACUCCCCACUGGGCUGAGCUGCCUGGAUGUCCAUGGGCUAGAGAGUUCUCUACCAUCAAGCUUCCAGCUAGUUUGUCGGCUGACCUUCUGACUGAGGCUGAGCUUCACGAGGGGGAGGGGGAGAGGAAUAGUUGUCUUUUCUAGGGUGAAUAGAAAUCCAUUUGUAACCAUUUUAUAACUUCCCAUGUAAACCUUUCCCAGAAUACCAUUUUGGAGCCCAGGGGAACAGCCAACCAGAACAGAAAGGAAGAGGAGAAAGAAAGGGCCCCAGGAAGAAAGAGUCCCAAGUAAAUCAGAUUCUGUAAACAGCUUUCAUUAGGGACCCAAGGAGUCCCUGGGUGGGGAAGUGUCUGUCACCUGGCCUGGGAAACCGCCUCCAAAGCUGCCUCCAGGGUCAUUCCUCUACCUCAGCCCGUAAACAAAAGGAGCAGGGUGGGCUGAGGAGCCAUCUCUGAGCUCCUUUCUAGCUCUGACUCCUCUCAUUUCUGGUUGUGAAUAAAUCUCCAGUGUCCAGGCACUCAUGGUUGUUGCUGCUGCUUCUUGUUGGUAGGGGUGUUUAAUUGGGAUCAGAUGGGGAAACGAAAAGGCAGGUCGGUUCCAAUCAUACAGGCCUGUGAUCUCAGAGUGGUUCCCAGCGUCUCUUCUGAAGAGUUUCUCUCUUUCUUUCUCUCCUUCUGUCUCUCCUUCUGGGUCCGCCUGUACCUCUGCCUUCUUGCCCCCUGGAUUAUUUUUCUUUCACUUGUCUUACCUACUUUACCGUUUCUCUUCUCAGGACCUGCCUCUCAGCCCCACGCUCUCUCUCUUCCUUAUUCCAGCCAUAGCUCCCUAUCCCUUGCACUCUUCCCUGGGUGUGACAGAAUCAUUUUCCAAGGAAGAGUGUGUCUACUAGCUGAAUGCCCAGACCUUCUGACCAGAGCCUUCUGAAAGAGUCCUGAGAGAAUGCUUUGUUUUUAAUUUCUUUUUAUAUGUAGAAACAAAUAUCUGUAAUAGUGACAUCUGUGUAGACAUUGUUCAUUUUUGUAUCUAAAUUUCUCCAGAAAAUGAAAGGAGACCACAAAUAGCAUGUAGUGAGCGCUGAUGGUGUGUUAAAUAUUAUUAUUGGCUCCAAGAUGGGAGAAAGCCCAGAUACCCUCCCUCCACAACCUUGUAACUUUUUCUUAAUAUAUAAGAAUAUUAGAACCUGAAGAAGUCAUAGAAAUCAUUAGAUAACUCACUCGCUGUUAAGAUGAAGAAACUAAGACCUAAAGAGAAGCGGCCUGCCCAUGGGCACUUCAGCUCAGGAGUGGCAGAGCAGUGGCUAGAUGGCCUUUCCAUUAAAAAGAAAUAAUCUUUCAGGUUCCAUCCAGCUUGAGAAUCAAAUGAUUUUUUAAUUUGACAAUAUCCUUGGGUACAGAAGCUUGCACAGCUACACAUUUUCUUAAGGGGUGUCUGUUUUGUGACGCCCUCUGUUGUGUAGAUAAAAAUAUUUUAGGAUCUUGGAAAAGAUUGCAUUUAAUUAAAGUGGGUCCAUCUUAUUGAAUUCAGCAGCCUUGUGCUAAGUGCCUCCUGUGUGCAGGACAUGACUCUUGCAGCCUGCUGUCCUUCUCAGACCUUGCCACUCCUUCUCUGACCUCCUUUGUCCCAAAGAACCUUCUUCCCUCCCUCCCCCCUCAGGCUGUGAAUAUGGUGAUCCAGUUGGACUUGCCUCUGAGGGGCUUCCUGUUUUUUCUGGUUUCGCUGAGGAUGGGGCAUUGGGGAGGGGGGGAGUACAUAGAAAACAUUCCCCCAACUCUAGCACUCAUUUUCCAAGAAAGAUCUUCGUUCCACAGAAUCGUUCCUUCCAUCUCGGUCUCUGUUCCCAGAGUGGGAACUGCUGCCUGCUGAAGACCUUGGAUUGCAACAAGCCUUUACUGAGGAUCAUGUGCUGAUGUCCUGGGGCUGUUUGAUACACAUUCAGAAAAGGGUGAAAUGGUGGAACCAAAUGAUUAUGGGGAAAUCAAAGCUUUUAAAGACAUUUGUAGGAUGAACAGAUGUUCAAACGUUCCUUUAUUCGGUCUCCAGACAGACGCAGAGUCUUUGCUUUCAUCCCGGUAAUCGGUGCAUUAUGCUUUAAUUUGUGAAAAUGGCAUUAGAAAAAUAUUAACAGGGUCAUGUUGUGAUCAACUGGCUCCAUGUCAUUAAGCUAUGGAGCCAAUGGAUGGAACCGGGGAAGGGGCUAAGUGCUGAACCCUGUCUAAGUCCUGGUCCCUGAUGCAGGAAACAGAGACCUUACAGUGCACCAUGGGAAUGGGUGGGAAAGGGGACAUGGGCUCUAAAAAUAAAUAGUGCUGGCUGACCCAAACUGAGUAAUUCCAGGUGCAGCUUUGGUUAGGGACACAGGACACUUUUUAGCCUGGAAAAUUGGGGGGAGGGAGAGAGAAGAUGUGACCCCAAAGUGGGAUAAUUCAAAAAGCUUUGAAUUUGGAGCCAGGGGACCUAGAUUCAAAUAUUGGCUCUUUUGUUGACCACAUUUACUACCCAUAGGCAUCU